Messenger RNA from Ahaetulla prasina, 1178 nucleotides. It is a transcript of the gene C2H18orf32, whose product is annotated as chromosome 2 C18orf32 homolog. The record is from RefSeq and is a predicted model, not a curated record. Lineage: Eukaryota; Metazoa; Chordata; Lepidosauria; Squamata; Colubridae. The transcript has 3 exons. Gene Ontology annotation, biological process: positive regulation of canonical NF-kappaB signal transduction. The coding region runs from base 176 to 469 and encodes 97 amino acids.
GCCGCGUCAGGGCGGAGUCUUUCCUUUGCGUCACGCGCGCCUCCUCCUCUCCCAUUGGCGGUCGCGAAGUGACGUUUGUUUGCCGUCCUUCCCGGAAGUGAAGCGGCUUCCCUCUUCCUACCUGGAAACGUUGGAGGUUCGCGCAGCACAUUUUUAAAGCACACUACAAAGAACCAUGGUGUGUAUUCCUUGCAUCGUCAUUCCAGUUCUGCUGUGGGUCUACAAAAGGUUCCUUGAGCCGUAUCUUUAUCCCUUCAUCUCUCCUUUCGUUAAACGCAUUUGGCCCAAGAAAGCAGUGCAGGAAACGGCAAAGCCCGACCAAAGGAACAGCUCUGAAAAUGGAGGCGAUUUCAUGAAGCAGGAUUCCUUCAUCGAUCAGCCAGAACUUUAUAAAAGCAACAGCAAUGGCAUUGCAAAUGGAUUUUCUGGAACUGGACCCAAAGAAGACUCCGACAAAAAGACAGAUUAGUUACUCUUCUGCUGUGGGGUCAAGGCUGUUAUAGGAAAUGAACUCACAGUUGUUGUCCCCACGUGGAUAUUUUACUGAUUGCACCUUUAUCUGAAUGGAAAUUUGGAAUAUGUAUAGACCGCCCAUUGCCCCAGAGAGACUUGGAUUAAUUCUAGCUGUGUCCUUGAAAAUAGUUUUAAUAUAUUGUCUUGCUAUUGUUGAAAUUUGGGGUAGCUGGAACCCUAAUGUGCGGUGCAAUUGAAGAGUGCUAACAGUUUUCGUGUCCAUAUUUUAUUAAAACCGUAAUGUCAAUUUCGCUACUUGUUUCAAAAAAAAAAUUCCUAAAAUCCUUCAUUGAUGAGGAUUCAUAGGCUUGUUUGUUUUUUUUAAGCAAAAGAUCAUACAGUAGCUAAAAAGAAAGUAGCACUGUAAAUAUUUGAACUCUAAUGGUGAAUGUAUCGAUAACUACCAAUUUGCUGUUUCAAAAAUUAGCAUCUGCAGAGCUGCCCUUUUGCUGAUUCCUCACGAUGGUAUAGAAAACUUUUAAAAAGCAGAUAUUACAUAUGGAGGGGACAAUACCAAUACAAUGCCACAAAGGGGAAAACUUUUGAGCUGAUAAACAAACAUAACUUUUUAUGCAAAUUCCUGUAUUUUGGUUGAUAAUAUCUACCUCCCUAAUUCGAAUAACUUCCAAGACUGCCAGAGCAAAUAAACCUUAUUGCUUAUUGUU